This is a messenger RNA of Varanus komodoensis (Komodo dragon), 2907 nucleotides long. RefSeq names its product growth factor, augmenter of liver regeneration (gene GFER). The record is from RefSeq and is a predicted model, not a curated record. Gene Ontology annotation, cellular component: mitochondrion. The coding region runs from base 11 to 580 and encodes 189 amino acids. The transcript is spliced from 3 exons. Gene Ontology annotation, molecular function: flavin-dependent sulfhydryl oxidase activity; flavin adenine dinucleotide binding. Lineage: Eukaryota; Metazoa; Chordata; Lepidosauria; Squamata; Varanidae. Gene Ontology annotation, biological process: liver development.
CCUCCCAAAGAUGGCGGCGCCCGCGCCGAGCCGGCCAGGCUUCGGUUUCCCCUUCCCCGUCCCUUCGCCUGGGGAUCCUGCGGAGGGGCGGCCUCCGCCGGCCGCCGACACGACGACGACGACGACGACGAAGAAGCAGAAGCCUCCUUGCCGGGCCUGCAUGGAUUUCCGGAGCUGGAUGCGGGAGCAGAAGAAACAGGUGGCCUCGGAAACUGAAGUCAAAGAGAUCGAGAUCCCGCCAGAUUGUCCCCUAGACAGAGAACAACUGGGGAGAUAUUCAUGGUCUUUUCUUCACACAAUGGCAGCAUAUUACCCGGACCGGCCAAGUAAAAUGGAGCAGCGAGACAUGAUACAGUUCAUCCACUUAUUUUCCAAGGUCUUCCCUUGUGAUGAAUGUGCAGAAGAUCUGAGAGAUAGAAUACGAAGAAAUCAACCUGAUGCCAGCAACAGACGUAACCUGACACAGUGGUUUUGCCAGAUUCACAAUGAGGUGAAUAAGAAGCUGGGAAAGCCAGAAUUCGACUGUUCUCUUGUAGAUGAGCGUUGGCGGGAUGGUUGGAAGGAUGGGUCCUGUGAUUAGCGAGGUUGUCUAACUUGAUUAAACCCCCCACCCCAUCAGAAUCAAACCAGGGACGGACCUUUGCCAGGAUAUGCAAAUGUGCCUUUGUAUGGGGUCUCACGUGAUGGACGCAGGGAGCAGGAGUCACUGCGUGUGCACUGCAUCGUUACCUCUGGUUUGGGGAAAUGCAGCACUAUCGUUCUUGCAAUGUUGUGGGAUACAUUUCUGCCUCCUGGUUGUCUCUUCCUCCUCACAGUCCUAGGUCUCUUCCAGCUGCAAGCAAGCACUGCCUUUAAAAUUUGGUCAGUUCUUGGAAGAGAUUCCUCUAACCCCUGGUCAUAGAUUCUCAAAGUCCUGCAUACCCUGUGAGCAGGUGCCCGUGCGCCCAGCCCCGCCCUCUUCUUGCUUUUGGUGUGGUUGCUUGUAAGUGUGUCCAGGCCUUGUUUCUAUUUUCUUCUAUUGCCCUUGUAAUCUGGAACACUCUUAGCCAUUUCAGAGUGGGAGUGACAUAAACUCAACUACUUGGGAACCGUUCCGGCUGACAUUUCUCAAGGGAUGUCUUCUUCACCAUGAAGCUCUCAAAGCACAGCAGCUGACAUUAUUAGUGUGCAAAUUUUGGUCUUUCCUUUCGGUUAUCAGCAAUAUGUGUUUGUCAUUAGCAUUUCCCUCUCUCUGGCCAGACCAGGGAAAAGAGGACAAUCCAAAUCAAUGCAUGAAAUAAGCACAGGAGAACCAUGAUUAGGCAGCUUAUGAAAUGCGCUGAAAUAACUCUUGGGAGUGAGAACUCACAAACCUUAUAUUAGUCCCACAGCAUGGGGGGAAGUCUCUGACGUUUCUUUUCAACCAAUUGGGUUUUUUUUAACCUGUCAGAACUUCAUAAGCCAAAGGUCAAUGAUCAGGGAGAGAGUCUAAAGGAAUGUGCUCUGAGCACACCAGAUCAGAGGCGUCUGCUGAAAAUCCAUGUGGCACAAUCAGCUCAGGCUGGCUGUGGCCAGUCAGCAGCAGGAACUUUUGUGGGGGCCAGAAGUUUAUGACCUAGCAUUUGGGUAUUUUCAAGAGAUUUUAGGCCAUGCACACAGUACAAAUGGGCUGGAAUCUUUCCCCUGCUGCUAAAGAGAAUUCUGAGUAGUAGAUGGUGCUGGAUCAGUAUAAAUGUAAAGUUAACUUUGGCCACAAGUAGAAUUCAGAAACAUUUUUCUCUUAAGAGAUAUUUCUGGAUCAGGCCAAUCUCUUUAUACAAUUAACAAUGGUUCCUUGAUUGCUCAUUCAAGCUAUGGAGAAUGUUGGAAGCUCUCAUUUGAAGUUUGUAACAAGCAGUUUCCAUCUUGUCCAUAUACAGCAAACAGGUUUGAAAGAUUAAUUUACGAGCAGCUGGGUUGUUGGCUAUCAAACUAUGGUUUGAUACUCUAGAUUGUUACUUGAUUCAUUCAUCUCCCAUUUUCAUUAUGAGCCUCACAUCAAAUAAAGUUGUUUUAUUGGAUUGGAAACAAACAGAUAGCUCAUUGGGCAACUUCCUGAGUAUAUGUGUGUAUGUUCAUUGCAUUUAUUUUUACUGAGAGUCCUAACAGUUUUCUAAGAGCCAACCUGUUCAUCUGAGUAGCAGUCUGCAAUUAAAGCUGCUUUGCCAUUUACUAAUGCAGGCCAAAUGCAAAUCAUGGAAAAUUGCCCUGCCACUAGGCUUCCCUCAUACCUGAUGCGUGUGGGGCUGUUUUGUUUUGGGCAGAAAAGGGGCAUUAGGCAGUUUAUAUGUCUGUAUGAUCCCCUUGUGAAUUAACUCCUCAGUAAAUCUGUUUGUGACCAGAAAACUUAGGAACCAGGGACUAAGACUUGAUUGCCCCCUCUGUAAUUCACUGUGUUUAGUCCUUUCUUUCCAAGCUUAGAUUGUAUCAUGUUCAAUGGGAACCAAAAGCUUUACUGGCUUAGGAUUGCCAAGUCAUGGACAGACCCUGAAAGGCUCCAAGAGAAAAUGUAGCUGUUCAGCAGGCUGACUGGGAGUCAAGUUAUAAUACCACUAGUUCAAACAGGUGGGUAAAUGGCCAGCAGGAAAAUGAGGUGUGAAGCUCAGCGGCCGUAGCCUUGCUUGGUGAUGCCAAUGUGCCCUCUUAGCUGCUGGGCAAGGAGCUGACCACCCUGUAGACCUGCAUGGCUAAAACCAAAUGGAUUUUUGAUGAAGGAGGAACAUAAUGUUUUUCACCAUGAAUUUCAAGAAGUCAAGCUGCCCUGUAUUUUUGUUAAGCAUUUCAUUAUCAUUUGAAUGAUCUUGAAGGCAAUUGUGAAGUGUGUCUCAAAAUGUAUUUAUUUCCUGUGUGGUGAGCAAAUAAUAAAAGUAAAUACUUAGUAUUUCCUUC